This is a messenger RNA of Styela clava, 6291 nucleotides long. RefSeq names its product clustered mitochondria protein homolog. The record is from RefSeq and is a predicted model, not a curated record. Gene Ontology annotation, biological process: intracellular distribution of mitochondria; organelle organization. Gene Ontology annotation, molecular function: protein binding; mRNA binding. Gene Ontology annotation, cellular component: cytoplasm. NCBI's taxonomy places the organism in Eukaryota, Metazoa, Chordata, Ascidiacea, Stolidobranchia, Styelidae.
AUAUUUCCAUUUUGUUUAUAUAUAAGAGUUAGUGUUAGGAUUAAGUACCAUGUCAGCCCACGAAUCUGGUGGAUUGGAAGUGGAACAAGCUCAAGAGAAUCAUUCCAAAGAAGUUCAAAAUGAAAAUAAUGGAGGAGUGAAAGAGGAAUCUGAUGAUUCUGCUGUUCAUAGUGGGGAUGAUGAGAUUGAAAAAUCUAGUGAAUCACCUGUAAUCGUUAUGUCAAGGAAUGGCAUUGCAAAUGACGCUGAAAAAUUGCCAGAGCUAACGACAGCAACUGUUUCCACGAACGACAAUGAAAAGGAGGAGAAAAAAGCUGUCAAGAUCAAGGAUGGAAAUGAACUAGUUUUUAUUCAAGAUGACUUGAUUUCGAUUACAGUUACUCCUCCCAAUGCUAAGUCAUUUGAAGUUCAGGUUUCACCGCAAGAAAUAGUUCAAGAACUCCAUCACUUGCUUAUUGACCAUGAAACUACUUGCCAAAGAACCUGUUUCAGUUUAAGACUGAACGGUGUUAAAAUGGAUAAUUUUUCUGAACUAAAAAGCAUUCCUGAUCUCGAGAGUGGAUGCGAAAUCAAAGUUGUGGAAGAACCCUACAGCCUGCGUGAAGUAAAAGUCCACUUAAGACAUGUCAGGGAAUUAUUAAAUUCAUUAGAUUUUGAAGAAGCUCAUCUUGGUGCUGAAGGACACAGUCUAUCCUAUCUAAAUAUUAUAACUCAGAAUGAUGUUUCAGAAGAAGCAGCAGUCAAGAGUGAGAGUCCUUCGUCGACCCCGAAUUCACCCCCAUCACCUAGUCAUGUUCCAUCUUCUAGUCGUUCCAACAGUCCGAACAAUAACAAGAAAAGCAAUCGGAAUAAAUCCGAUUCAGAUUCGUCGGAAGAAAAUGGGAAGCCAAACAGCAAUAAUAAAAUACAUCGUUAUAAAACUCUUCUUUCAUCUUUGCCAAAACAACUUGAUCCUGCAUCAUACAGACCUCCUGAAUAUGUUUUACCAGGAGUAAAAGAAGCAUCGCUAUUGCAAAUGCAUCCUGAGAAUACAUUAAAGGUGAAAUCCUGUGUAAAAGUUUUAACGAUGAGUUUAUGGAAUCCACCUCCACAAAAUAGAAAACUUCACGGAGAUCUCAUGUAUUUAUACGUUAUUACAAUAGAAGAUAAACACUUCCAUAUCACUGCAUCAUCUAGAGGAUUUUAUGUUAACAAGAGUGAUUUGACUACUUUUGAUCCUAAAUCUGAAACGUUCUCACCACCUUUUCAUUCUCUCAUUGAUUUACUGAUGGACAUAUCACCGGGAUUCCGAAUCAACUUUCCUAUUUUGAACAAAGUCCGAUGUAAUCGACACAUUUUCGAACGAGUCGGAACGCCUUUUCAGAUACAUGCUUGGACCGCACCUCAACAAAAUCAUCAAGUGAAUCAUGUUCACGCAGAAGAUUUCUUGAGUACGAGAACGUCUGUUGAAGAAACAAUCCCUGGACAGUCUACAAGAGACUGGAAUGAAGAACUUGCUGCAACAAGGGAAUUACCAAAGACAACGUUGCCAGAAAGAUUGCUAAGAGAAAGAGCAAUGUUCAAGGCUCACUGUGACUUUGUAGCAGCGGCUACUCGUGGUGCUGUUAUGGUUAUCGAUGGUAAUAUUAUGCCGAUCAAUCCUGGAGAAGACAGAACAAUGCAAAUGUUUAUUUGGAACAAUAUUUUCUUCAGUCUUGGUUUCGAUGUGAAAGACCAUUACAAAGACCUCGGUGGAAAUUAUGCUGCGUUUUACGCUCCACUUGCUGAUCUUAAUGGUUUGCGGGCUUAUCAAGCAGUAGAUGCAGAAGGUCUUCAUCUACUCGGAACUGUUGUUGUUGAUUACCGUGGAUACAGAAUAACAGCACAAUCUAUCAUACCUGGCAUUUUGGAAAGAGAACAAGAACAAAGUAUUAUUCAUGGCUCAAUUGAUUUUGGAAAAACAGUCAUAACUAAUAAAGAAUAUGUUGAAUUAAUUGAUAAAGUUGCGAAACCCCUCAGACAAUUGAAACACUCGAUAACGAGUGGAGAAGGAGAAGCAAGCAAAGUUGUUGAAAUUCAAACUUCUGUUGAGUGCAAAGGAAUCACAGGCAAUGAUGGACGACGUUAUCUACUUGAUUUACUUCGGACCUUCCCACCUGAUGUUAACUUUUUAAAACACGACGAUGAUGAUGAACCAGAACAACUUCUUCCCAACUGUGUUAAACUUGGUUUCCCAAAGAAACAUCGUCAUCAACUCGCAACAUUGAGACCUGAAUUAGUGGAAGCAUUUGCGGAACAAAAAUAUAUUGAAUUUAUGCAAAGUUGUGCAGCACAGAUAUUUGCAUUAAGAAGUUUACCUGCUGAUGCUGUCGGGGAAGCACAAAAAGCAUUCCAAGCAGCAAUUCAAGGAGCAACAAACAAAACUGAUUCUAAAUCCACCUCCACAACUGAUACUAAUAAUGUACCUCAGCCCUCAGCCUCGUGCGAUCAAACAAAGUCUGCUGGUCAACUCCAUCGAGCUGUUGUACGUGAAGCAGCGAGAAAGGCUGGAUCAUGCACAGAUUCAGAGUUUGAUCUGAGAUUUAAUACUGAUUUAUUUACGAGAGGAAUCAAACAUGCAGAUGCAGCUGAAGAUAUCAAAAAUCAAAAAGAUUUAAUUAAAGAAGCUGCAGAAUUCUUGGUCUCCAAUCAAAUACCUACUUUUAUUCGUGACUGUGCACAGCAAACUGUUCUUCCAGUAGACGGUCCAUCCAUGAUCGAUGCUAUGCAUGAGAGAGGUAUCAGCACAAGAUAUCUUGGAAAGAUAGUACAGCUUCUACCAGAGAGUAGUAAACUUGUAUAUAUAAAGCGAAUCUGCGUCACAGAGCUGUAUUCAAGAUGUAUUCGUCAUAUAUUCCGAAGUUACCUACAAUCUGCAUCACAGACUUACCUCUGCGCGUCUAUUGUACAUUUCCUAAACUGCCUCUUUAGUUCGUGCAAAUCAAAUCCUAAUGUUUUGGAUCAUGAAUCAAAGAAAAAGCGACGCAAUCGUCGAAUGAAAGAUGUGAAGAGCGACUGGAACAAACUGACUUCUCAAUCACUGUGGACACAAAUAUCAGAAGAAGCAAAACAAUAUUACGAUUAUACAUCGGAACUGAAAUCAGUGGAUGAAAUUUUUGAGAAACAUGAAAUACAAAGAGUUGCUUUGUUGAGGAAUUUUUGCUUGAAAAAUGGAAUUCAGUUACUCAUCCGAGAUUAUGAUUUCGAGAGCAAACACAAACCAACUUUUACGGAAGACGAUAUUCUGGACGUUUAUCCUGUCGUUAAACACGUUGCUCCUAGAGCCAGUGAUGCGUACCAUUUUUAUGCAAGUGGCCAAGUCAAAAUCCAACAGGGUGCUCUAAAGCAAGCUAUUGAGUAUAUCUCUGAAUCAUUGAGUUUAUUCAACAAUGUAUAUGGAGUUAUGCACAUGGAAAUUGCAUCUUGCUACAGAAGUAUUGCUAGGUUACAAUAUAUAUCUGGUGAUCACCCAGAAGCUGUCAGCAAUCAACAGAAAGCACUCAUCAUGUUUGAACGAAUUUUGGGUAUUGAUCACGCAACAACAAUGUUUGCUUAUGUCAAUCUGGCAAUCUAUUGUUUUGCAAAUUCUCAAAUACAAUCCUCACUCAAACUUCUGUACAGAGCAAAAUAUUUAUUGAAUGUCAUGUAUGGUGAUGAUCAUCCUGAUAUGGCUCAAAUAAAUAGCACGAUUGGGCUUGUGCUUCAUGGACUACAGGAAUAUGAUCUUUCGUUAACAUAUUUAACUGAUGCAUUGAGGAUUAAUGUUCUUGGUGGAAAACAAAAUUUAAAGACAGCUGUGAGCUAUCACCUCGUAGCCAGAGCAUAUUCAUGCAAAGGAAAUUUCCGACAAGCACUUCACAAUGAAAAACAAACUUAUAAGUUGUACCAAGCACUGUUAGGAGACGACCAUGAUAAAACAAAAGAAAGCGAGGAAUUCUUGAGACAUCUCACCCAACAAGCUGUCAGCUUGCAAAGAACGAUGAAUGAGAUCUAUCAGAAAGGUAGCAAGGCAGCGAUACCUCCUCUACAAAUCAUGCCUCCGAGUAUAAGUAGUGUUGUAGAUUUGAUCAAUGCUAUUAAUGGGAUUGUGAGAAUGGUACCAGCAGAAACUAAUGUGAAGAUUCCUGAACCAAGCAAACCAAUCAAAGAUGUCACUGAUGUUGACACUGAAAAAGAAAAAUGAAAUUUAUGGUAUAUUUGAAAUCCUGUGUAUGGAAACUGUUCAAACUGCGGAACCUGAAUGAAAAGUGAUUUUCCGUCCUUGAAGAAAAUAGUGUUUAACUUGUUAUUUAUUUUUGUUAUAGUGUGCCAAACAUUGAGCAAUUGGAGAGAUGAAGAAAUUAACUUCUCUUGUGUUAGUAUAAGUACUUAGUUUAUGAUUUAGCCCUUUUGCCACUUAGUAUCUGUGAGUAUAGCAAUGCUUCCAUUGAACUAAUCUUUCAAUAAUUAAACUUGCCGCAAAAGAAUCUUUUGAAAAAAUUUUUUUUAUUACAGAGUUCCUUUCAAUACUUGACCAACCUCUUCAAAAUUCUGUAAUCAGAGAUGGUAGGGUCUUUUCACAUUUACCUAAUUUUUUUGGGCCUAUACACAGAUGGUAGGACUGAAUGAGCUUUUGAUGAGGGUGUUGGUGGCACUGGUACCAAUGCCUAGUAUCCACAUUUGAUGAAUAUUGUUCUAUUAUUCAACUUGGUAAUAUGGGGGCCUUGAUCAAGCCAUAUUUAAGCUGCAUUUAUAUGUUAAAAGCUCCCAAACUUCUACAUUUGUUGAUUUACAACUCGUACAUGCAUUUGUUGUUCGACUCUCGUAUGAGAAUGAACUAAUCUAAUAUAGAAAAAGUAUUUGUUGAUUUACUAUUCACUGUUCUGUCUUAUUCUAACACUUUUAUAUUAGCUUAAACGCUUAAACAAAUGUUGAAGUUUGUACAUGCUUGGUGAAUUAUAUUAUUUGUUGAAAAUUCUAUCAAAAGUUCUAAAGAGUAUCAAAGUUCAAUAGAAUACUUUUGUUGCCAAAUUGUCAAACAUGCGUUUAAGCAAUCGGCCAUAAUAGGCACAAUUUAUAUUUACGGUAAGUUUCAACAAAGUAACCAAUAAAAAAUGUUAAUGCCAAAUAGAGAGAAUUUAGAUUUUUCAAUAAUGAUAGUAUGUUUCAAAUUUAUAUAGCAAUAUUGUAUUGAUGUUAUUUGUUCAACUAACUUGUAUGUGGUCAUUAUCCGAUUCUACAAAUCCUAUGCUAAUAGUGAAGUGUUGUUGAAUGAUAAAAUUCAUUCAAGUUGCCAUACACCAUGCAUUUGUUAUGUCAUCUGUAUUCAUUUUUAGUUAAAUUGUUGAUGGUCGAAAGAGUCGAGAAUACUGUUUGUUACAAAAUAUUUUCAUUUCGUACUGUGUCAAGAGUUAAUUUUGUUCAAUUUUUCUUUGCUAUUCGCCUUAGUGUAUUUUCGUCCAAUACCUACUUUUUGCUUUCUUAGAAGUUUAAUCCUGAAUUUGAACUUGCUUAAUCAGUUCCUAACUAAUCGUACUAUGUUCGAUAAUUUGGGUUCAAAUUUCUUUGUUGGCUACUCAGUAUGAUGAGUAACUGUUUUCCUUCUAAUUAUUUUUAUUUGACAUUUUUUAUGCUUUUCGUCACAAUUACAUAAAAAUUUUCUAGCGCCAUUGAUUAUGCUUGAGCUUUGAACUGACGCUGGGCUGUAGAAGCAAAAGCAGUUUUUUUUCUUUUGUGCUUUUGUUGGUAUUUGGUGAUUUAAUAUACCAACCGAAUUAUCCUAUUUGUUAUGUGCACAAGCAUCAUAUAGAAAUUUGAACCAUUCUAAUAAGUUCUCUUUUGUGUCCCUGAAGGUAAAUAAAACAUCUGUUAAUGAAGGUGAACUAGUUUAUUUUGAAAACUGUGCUACAAGCUACACUAGUUCCUUUAACUCUUUUAUUUACUUGUUUUUCAAGGCAUGGCUAUAUCUUGCCUACGAAACGAUUGGUCACUAUUUUUCAAUGGUACAUUUUGAUUUAAUUUGUUUUUCUUUAUGGAAAGUAGCUAAAGUCCUAAACGCAGUUUAUGUUUAAGUUCGUACCCUUUUUACCUCUAUGUGUAUCUAGGGUGAUUUGAUUUUUUUUGUUAAAUGUCGGUUAUCUAGGAGAAUUUUGAACUACAGAAUGCUAAUCCUUUUUUUAGUAUUUGCAUUUAGUUGUCUGUUUGCUUGCAAUUGUGAUUUGUUUUGAGAAAGGCACCAAAUUUUGUGAUCCAUUUCUAGUUUGUGUGCGUUAAUACAAUCUAAGCAAGAUUGCG